UUUGAAUAAAAAUAUAUGCUUGCAGAACCGCUAGUCUCCGUUCUCCUAAUAGUAGAAGACGAUGAAGAAGAGAGAGAAAAGCAUUCACCCGUCGACCUCGACGAAUUUGCGGAGGGAUUGGAAGGCCAAGGUUUCAAGGUCGACAAGAUCGAUAUUGACAGCAAGGCGAAAGUGCUCAAGAUGAAAUUGGAAAAGGGGGAGGCGCAAAGUAUAAUAGACUCGGCUUCAAAGCCGGAUAAUGAGAAGAAAUUCCGUCAAAAGAGGACCAUUUGUUUUAAAUGCGGUGGAGGAGGAGGAGGAUGGGGAGGAGGAGGUGGUUAUUAUCCUAGUGGUGGUGGCGGCGAAGGUGAGUUACGGUCUUAAUAGGAGAAGAA
Molecule: messenger RNA, 374 nt
Organism: Pogonomyrmex barbatus (red harvester ant)
Lineage: Eukaryota; Metazoa; Arthropoda; Insecta; Hymenoptera; Formicidae
Source: RefSeq, a predicted model, not a curated record